AGCAGCAUGUUUGCAGUGGAGCAGCAAGCCGGGGAACCUUCGCCUGCUGGACUCUCUCUCUCUCUUGCGGGGGAGAGGGGAGGAUUAUUAUCAUCAUUAUUUUGAGUGAGGGGCGAUCCUAAUGCCCCGCCAGCGUACAAUGAUGAACGAGGCUGAUAUUGUGCUGGUAGAGGACACGCAACAGCCUAGCUAUGAAAAGAGGACAAAAAAGUCACGGAAGCGCAGCCGAGAAGAAGUCAAACAGCCAGUUGUGUCCUCUGAUCAGACAUCUUCCCAGGAUACAGAAGAUGCUGGGACUAGUAGAAAAAAACAUAAGAAGAAAAAAUCCAGUUUGGAAACUUCUGAUGCUUCCUGGGUCAUCCCCGAGACUCCGCUGAGCGAUGAGUCCGAAAUAAAUAACUUUGUGCCCAAGAAGAAGAAGAAAAAGAUGAAACACAGACUUAAACAUGGUAGUGAUGAGGAGGGUUGGAGCCCAUCAAUUCCCAACAAAUCCAGUCAACCAUCCCUCAAAAAGGCCUUGGCAAAUGGGGGUGUUGAUGAUGAUGAGUUUUGGAGCUCAUCAACUCCCAACAAAUCCAGUAAACUAUCUCGGAAGGAGGACUUGGGGAAUGUCAGCGUGGUUGAUGGUAACAGGUCAUCUCGUAAGAAGAAGAAGAAGAAGAAAAGGAAACGAAGGGAGGGUAGCUAUGUCCCUGGUGAACUUGAGAAGGAGAAGGCUGAGGCCACAAGUUCACAGAGAGAAGAUCAGGUGGACCUUGACCAAACGAUAGACACGCAGAUGGAUCUCUUUGGCUCCUUGCCUUUCUCCUUCUCCGAGGGACCACAAGUGGACCUUCACCCGGGGCAUGGCCAAGAGGGAAGCUGUUCUCCCACUGCUGAGGUUUCUGAGGCUACUCGGGUGGACCUGGAGAUGGAAGGAACAUCAGCUGGAGACCAUGAACAGACACAACCCCAACCAAAAUUGCCCGCUUCGGGGGUUAACACCAAAUUGGAUCAAUCCCAAACGGGUAUGAAACUCCGAUCUUCACGCAAGCGGUCCCCUCCCGAAACAUAUUCUGAGGAGGAAGAAGAGGAUUGGUAUGCUCUGGAUAGGGAACAACUGGAGAAUGCCCGAAAAGAACUAGAGGAAUUCAUCCCUCGGGCAAAGACACUGGCAGAUUCUGCGAUCAGGCAGCUGGCCAAACGAGAUCUAGCCAGGUUUCGGGAGCUUAAGAAAAAAGGCUUGGCGGUGAGGUUCGGCGUGUUCUCCCAAGCGGAAAACAGCUUAUUAACCGAAAACAUUGAGGCUUUUUUGGAAGAAAGCGGGAUUGAGACGGCGGAGAAACUCCUCUUCUCCAACCGGUUUCCAGAGGAGGAAGCCGAAAUCAAGAGGCUGAAAUGCAAAUAUUUGUUUUGUGAAAGAAUCGCUCAGGGUAUUGCCCGGCCCUGGAGGCUAGUUUAUUAUCGAGCCAGGAAAAUGUUUGAUCCUCAGAAUUAUAAAGGACGGUAUACAGAGAAAGAGAAGAAAAAGCUCUUUAAGUAUCACGCCAUGUAUGGGAAUAGAUGGAAAAAAAUCUCAGAGCUUAUGAACCGAAGCAGUCAUUCAAUCGCCUUGAAAUAUUCGCAGAUGGUAGAAGACUCCAACCUUGGCCCUUGGACAAAAGACGAGACUUAUAGACUCCUUCAAACACUUAGAGAUAUCCUGAAAGCGAAAAUGAAGGGGUUGGAUUCGGCCUUGGACAACAGGGACUCCAACGGAGCCCUCACCCUUCUGCGAGAAAACCUCUACAAGAACAUCGGCUGGAUGAAAGUGGCAGCCCAGGUGGAAACCCGGAGUUGGCGACAGUGUAAAAGGAAAUGGAUGUCGAUCCUAACGAAGAAAAUGAUGGGGAAAUCGCACUUCCACGGACUUAACAACUUGCGGUUUAAGAUCGACCUCAUCGAAAGAUUGUACGAAUUGAACGUGGCAGACACCAAUGAAAUAGACUGGGAGCACAUCGCUGGCGUUAUUGGGAACGUUCCUCCGGAUUACGUCCAGAGCAGAUUCUACACAAUGAAGACGGCCUACGUUCCUUUCUGGUAUGAGAAAACUUUCCCAGAAGUUAUCGACUACCUGUUUGAAGACACGUUGCCCACCUUGAAGGAAACCUACGAGAGGCUGGCCCAAAAACAGAGGGCCCCUCAGGAGGAAACAAGCUGUAAAACGUCCUUCCGCUUCAACGACAUUUUCCGAGAUAUGCUGGAAGAUGAGCUGAUAAACGCCGAAGACCUCAGCAAUUGGGAGAGCGGAGAACCGAGUCAGGCCAACGAUUGAGAUCCUGAACAAACGAUAGGAAGGAGGAGGAGGGAACUUCCUGGCUGUUGCGGAAUGGGAAAAGAUUCACAUUCUCUUUGGCUUCCUGCCUUCCAUCCGGGAGAGGAAUCGUUGUCUGUGUCAAGCCCGAUAUUGAAUUGUCUGCCACAUCUCUUCAUCUCCGCCCCCUGCCUUUUAUCCCCAGAACUAGGGUGGGGCUUCGCUGGCAGCGGUGGCUCUUCCAUCCCAA
Messenger RNA from Notechis scutatus (mainland tiger snake), 2522 nucleotides. RefSeq names its product transcription termination factor 1 (gene TTF1). Gene Ontology annotation, molecular function: chromatin binding. The record is from RefSeq and is a predicted model, not a curated record. Gene Ontology annotation, biological process: termination of RNA polymerase I transcription. NCBI's taxonomy places the organism in Eukaryota, Metazoa, Chordata, Lepidosauria, Squamata, Elapidae. Gene Ontology annotation, cellular component: nucleolus.